AUCGUCUCUUGUUAAUAUCGAUGUAAAAUCCCAAUCGUCAUUCUCAUUUCCAUUUUUUGAUAGAUGAGAAAACUCAACCGUCUCUAGUAUAAGUUAUAAAGUCACUUUUAUUUUUCGAAAAAAAAAAAAAAGAAAAAAACUUUCUAAAGUUUCAUUUUUUAUUGCUGUAAUGGCGAUGAGAGAGCUCUCGGAGGUUGAGAGAGAUAGCGAGGAUGAAGAAGAAGAAGUAUGGGUCAAACACUACUCAUCGAACCACCAGAUACUUCUCGUCGGCGAAGGAGAUUUCUCAUUCUCUCACAGCUUAGCUACUCUCUUCGGCUCUGCUUCCAAUAUCUGCGCUUCCUCUCUCGAUUCAUACGAUACUUUGGUUAGAAAGUACAAGAAGGCAAGAUCAAAUCUUGAAACUUUGAAGCGACUUGGAGCAUUACUUUUACAUGGAGUUGAUGCAACCACACUGCAAUUUCAUCCUGAUUUUCGUUAUAGAAGAUUUGAUCGUGUCAUUUUCAACUUCCCCCACGCUGGUUUCCACGGCAAAGAGUCUGAUUCCUCUCUUAUACGGAAGCAUAGAGAGCUGGUGUUUGGAUUUUUCCAUGGUGCAAGCCGUUUGCUAAGAGAUAAUGGACAAGUUCAUGUCUCGCACAAGAACAAAGCACCUUUCUGUAACUGGAAUCUUGAGGAGCUCGCUAGCAGAUGCUUUCUUGUGUUAAUUCAACGUGUGGCGUUCGAGAAGAGCAGUUACCCUGGUUAUGAGAAUAAGAGAGGAGAUGGGACUAGAUGUGACCAACCUUUCCUUUUGGGAGAGUGCAGUACUUUCAAAUUCAGAUUCUCUCGCGUCGCUAAGGAGCUGUAUGCAGAGAAGGUAAAAGGGAAGGAACAAGCAUCAAAUCUUCCCCAAGGUCUUAUAAAUAUGCAGCCUGCAGUGUCAUUUGAUCAUGGGUAUCCCCAACAAAUUGAAUUUCACGGUGUUAGCCAAAGACCAGUUCCGUUUGAUCUCAGCUAUCGCGGAGGAGACUAUAACUUUUGGCAAGUCCAAGAUCCUUGUGUUCAAUCAAGACAGAGAACAUCUCCAUUGGAUUACCAAAAACAUAGAUAUUCGCUGUUUGAGGAUACCCACUUUUCUCUUGGAAGAAACCAUGCCCAGUUUGAUGACAGCUUAAUAGAGCUGGACAAGUACAGAUACACUAAAAGAAGCAGCCUGCUUUGCCAAGACUCUCCUUUUCAAACAAAUCAUCCUCGCCAAGAACAAUUCUAUGAAAGCUUUAACCGCCUCAAUGGAGUUGCGCUUGAUAGUUAUGAGGGGAUGAUACAAAGAAUGCUAAAACGGACAAGGUUUCCUCAUCUGUACGCUGGAGGAUCACCAGAAAGAGACCGCCUGCUUUGUCAAGACUUUCCAGUUCAAGCUAGUCAAGAACCACUAUUCGAAUGCUCUAACCGCUCGAGUGGAGUUUUUCGUGAAAUUUAUGACUGGGAAGUACGACGAAUGUCAACAAAUACCAGCUUUCGCCAUCCGUACACUGGAGAAUCACAAGAACGAAGCUUCACUAGGCAGAGCAACCACAACAUUCAUCCUCCACAGCACUGGAUACGUUGAUGGAAACAAGGUGACUGAAGAUGAUGAUCACUCAAGAAUCUCUACGGAUGGUGUGUAAUUUAUCUUAUGUGUCUAUCUAUUAGCAUGGCAGUAAGUUAACUACUGACAAGUGUCAACUCGAAACUGUGAUGAUCUCGAUGUGGAGAUGAUAUUUUGGGGGUAAUUUUGUGUGUAUAUUUAGUUUUUGAAGCAUGUAUCCAAGAAAUGGUAGUGACUGUGAGUCUUGCGACUUGCAUUAUCUUAAGGAGAUACUCAUCUUUAUCACU
Molecule: messenger RNA, 1857 nt
Organism: Camelina sativa (false flax)
Lineage: Eukaryota; Viridiplantae; Streptophyta; Magnoliopsida; Brassicales; Brassicaceae
Product: heavy metal-associated isoprenylated plant protein 41-like
Biological process (GO): rRNA base methylation
Cellular component (GO): cytoplasm
Molecular function (GO): rRNA (uridine-N3-)-methyltransferase activity
Source: RefSeq, a predicted model, not a curated record